Messenger RNA from Ixodes scapularis (black-legged tick), 1005 nucleotides. Its product is annotated as toll-like receptor 9. Lineage: Eukaryota; Metazoa; Arthropoda; Arachnida; Ixodida; Ixodidae. Gene Ontology annotation, cellular component: plasma membrane. Bases 1 to 981 code for a protein of 326 amino acids. The record is from RefSeq and is a predicted model, not a curated record. The transcript has 3 exons.
AUGUCUCUUUGCGGCAAACCUUUUCUGCUACUAUGCUGCCUUUUAGCGCAAUACCUGAAUUGCGUAUCUCCGGAACCAGCAUGCGAGGACACGACGCAUCGCCACGCUACAGUUAAAGAAUUCACGUGUUCCAACUUUACAAGUGCCGACGAUUUCGAGAAGUAUUUUAAACAUGACGAAGACUACGCGGACCUGUGGUUCGUUCUCAAGGACAGUAACAUCGACUACCUACCACCUGGAGUGCUUGCAGGUACAAGAGCGUCGCUCCUUGAAUUCAACAACGUCAAACUCAAGUCGUUUACGGCUCCGGACUCGAAUGCUACCGCUUUUGCGGGGCUGGAGAACUCGGUGCGAAGGAUCGCAUUCACUCACAAGAGCAGUGUCCCGAGCUCGUGGGAAAUGCUGAAACCCUUGACGAAGUUGGAGGAACUCGUCUUCUUCGAGAUGUCCUUGCUCAACCUCACUCGGGACUUCAACAAACUGCCGAAGACUCUGAAGAAAGUGGUAAUCAUCCGUUCCACCAUCGGAUUCGUCGACGAAGAUUGGAUGGCCUCUCUGCCAAACCUAGAGAACGUCCGAAUUCAAAGUAGUACUCUGGACAGAUUCUCGAGGAAGAUGCUACCACGUCCUGCCAAGCAUCUUCGAAAGCUAACUAUAGGCGACAGCUCGCUUACGUCCCUACCGAAGGACUUUGGGGCGGACUUCCCGGCGAUGAUUCAAGUCAACCUUCGGCAAAAUCUCAUAAACACGUUUGAGAAAGCAAGCCUGUCGCCUCUGAACAACAAUAAAACUGUGGUCGUGCUUUCUGGAAACCCAGUACAGUGCGACUGCAAAAUUUCUUUCUUGCUUGACUUCCCGGAGACAUGGGUCUACCCACAGUGCAGCAGUCCCGAAAGCCUCGCGGGCACUUUCCUGCGGAACGUCACGACGGAGCAGCUCAACUGCGAAAACGACGGACGGCUGAGUCGUGCCGACCCUUAAAUAAAAGAAGUUAAAAACCUUUGA